GCAGUGUACUGUGACAUUUCACCUGUUCCACGUGCAGGAAUUUUCUAUUUGUGAAUUUUGCAAUUUUUCUCUUCAAAAUACCAUUUAUUAGACUCAAAAAAUGUGUGACAAGAGUGAUGAGUUGUUCAGCAAGUUCCAGAGAAUGAAUGACAUUGCAAUGGACUUGGAGAAUGAAAUACGAUCAAUGAGCGAUGCAGGCACGUCAAAUGGUGUUGAUUGUGAGGAUGAAGAACUCACGAAGCUCGUGGUAGAGAAUCAGAGUCUCAAGCAUCGUCUGCAUAUACUCAAUAAGGCAAUAGCUGGGUACAAGACCACCGUGGGUGAAGUGAAGGUGAAUAGCCAAUUCUCGAUACUUAAUCACUUGACUGACAUCUUCAGGGACGCCCUGAGUCGUCUCUAUGAUGGAGAAUUUGUCGAUAAUGUUACCAUGGCGGCCACGAAUAAUGCCAAAUUUGGCGAUUAUCAAUUCAAUAGUGCCAUGACAAUUGCAAAAAUCUUCAAAGAUCGUGGAAUUGGGAAGAAUCCACGGGAGAUUGCGAUGGAAGUGAUGAAGGAACUGCGACAGAGUGAAAUUGUGGAAAAGUUUGAGGUGGCUGGAGCGGGAUUUAUAAAUAUCUUCCUAAAGAGGGAAUGCGUUGCGGGUCUGAUAAAGAGCAUCUUGGUGGAUGGUGUACAGGCACCAUGUAUGGCAAGAAAACGAGUUGUGGUGGAUUUUUCAUCGCCCAACGUCGCCAAGGAGAUGCACGUGGGUCAUCUGAGAUCAACGAUCAUCGGUGAUUCUAUAUGUCGCCUUCUUGAGUUCUUCAAUCACGAUGUUCUGCGAAUUAAUCAUAUUGGUGAUUGGGGAACACAAUUUGGUAUGCUCAUUGCACAUUUGCAAGACACAUUUCCGGAUUAUGCCAAGAAGUCAGCUUCAAUUAGUGAUCUUCAGGCAUUCUAUAAAGAGUCAAAGAAGAGAUUUGACACUGAAGAGGAUUUCAAGGCACGAGCGUAUGCGUGUGUUGUGAAACUUCAGGCUGGAGAUAAGGAGAUCAUUAAGGCGUGGCAGGAUAUUUGUGAUGUAUCCAGGAGGGACUUUCAAGUGAUCUAUGAUCGUUUGGGAGUGAAAAUAAUUGAACGCGGAGAAAGUUUUUACCAACAGAGGAUGGUUGCCAUUGUUGAGGAGUUGACAAAGGGGAAAUUCCUGGAGGAGGAUGACGGAAGGAAGAUCAUGUGGAGUUCAGAAAAUUCGGGUGAAAACAGAGGAAUCCCAUUGACUAUUGUGAAGUCUGACGGUGGAUAUACGUAUGAUACAUCGGAUAUGGCUGCUAUAAAGCAGAGAAUUGUGGAGGAAAAAGUCGACUGGUUGAUUUAUGUGACAGAUUCUGGUCAGGCAACACAUUUUCAAACCAUCUUUGCAUGUUCUGAGCGAACUGGUCUAAUUAACAAGGAGAUCCAUCGAGUGGAUCAUGUUGGUUUUGGCGUGGUGCUGGGUGAAGAUGGGAAGAAGUUCAAGACACGAUCUGGCGAUACCGUCAAGCUUACGGCAUUGCUGGAUGAGGGAUUGCAGAGAUCGUUGGCUAAGUUGAAAGAAAAAGGACGACAUGAGCAAUUAACGCCAGAAGAGUUGAAAAUUGCACAAGAAGCCGUUACUUAUGGAUGCAUUAAAUAUGCUGAUUUAUCGCACAAUCGUAUCAGUGACUAUGUAUUUUCAUUUGAUCAGAUGCUGGACGAUAAGGGGAACACAGCAGUUUAUCUUCUCUAUGCGUACACGCGAAUUAAGUCGAUAGCUAGAAAUUGUGCAGAACAUUUUAAAUUGUCCAAUGAUCUCGUUCAAGCCACAACUAUUGAUCUCGAUCACGAAAAAGAAUGGAAUUUGGCCAAAGUACUGUUUCGAUUUGGUGAUGUUCUGCUGAAGCUCUCAAAGGAUUUCCUGUUGAAUCAUCUCUGUGACUUUACCUAUGAGAUUGCCACGGCUUUUGCAGACUUCUACGACAAGUGCUACUGCAUUGAAAAGAAUAAAGCAGGAGAAAUCAUCAAGAUUAAUCACAGCCGUGUUCUUCUGGCCGAAGCAACAGCUCGUGUCCUCGAGAAAUGUUUCCACAUUCUUGGAAUUGGGCUUGUUGAGAAGAUGUAAAAGGUACUUGAAGCCUUUUUUGACAAUUAAUAAAGAAGUACUUGAAGUUGCAAAAA
Molecule: messenger RNA, 2172 nt
Organism: Phlebotomus papatasi
Lineage: Eukaryota; Metazoa; Arthropoda; Insecta; Diptera; Psychodidae
Gene: ArgRS
Product: probable arginine--tRNA ligase, cytoplasmic
Exons: 7
Coding region: 101-2116 (671 amino acids)
Biological process (GO): arginyl-tRNA aminoacylation
Cellular component (GO): cytoplasm
Molecular function (GO): ATP binding; arginine-tRNA ligase activity
Source: RefSeq, a predicted model, not a curated record